Monodelphis domestica (gray short-tailed opossum) is the source of this 7410-nucleotide messenger RNA. RefSeq names its product docking protein 7 (gene DOK7). The record is from RefSeq and is a predicted model, not a curated record. Lineage: Eukaryota; Metazoa; Chordata; Mammalia; Didelphimorphia; Didelphidae. Gene Ontology annotation, biological process: neuromuscular junction development; positive regulation of protein tyrosine kinase activity. Gene Ontology annotation, molecular function: protein kinase binding.
GAUCGCUUCUCUUUCGGGCCUCUCAUACACUUUGCUCUCCUUUCUGCCCGCCCUCCCCCCUCCCCCCGGCUUGUCAAACAGUUCCCUCUUCUGUCAGCUCCUUCCCUCCCUCCCUGUCCCUGUCCAGGGCCCUAAUAAAGCUAUUUUGAAAGUGACCCAGUCGGUCUGGCUGCCCGAGCGCCCAGAGGGGGAGAGCUCGAGGAGGGAGAGGCCGGAGCUGAGGGCGCAGCUGUUUGGAACCAUGACUGAAGAUGACGGAUUCGGUGGUGGUGGAGGGUCAGGUCAAAUUGAGAGAUGGAAAAAAGUGGAAAACUAGGUGGCUGGUGUUGCGCAAGCCCUCCCCGGUAGCAGACUGUCUGUUGAUGUUGGUCUACAAGGAUAGAUCUGAAAGAGCCAAAGGUUACAAGGAGAGGAGCAGCCUGACUCUAGAAGACAUCUGUGGUCUUGAUCCUGGCCUCCCCUACGAGGGUCUGACUCACACACUAGCCAUCAUCUGCCUGUCCCAGGCUGUGAUGUUGGGCUUUGAGAGCAAGGACACAAUGUAUGCCUGGGAUAUCCGGAUUCGCUACUCUUUGGGGGAAGUCCACAGGUUUCAUGUGGCUGUGGCCCCAGGCACCAAGCUAGAAAGUGGAUUGGCCACUCUUCAUCUCUGCAAUGAUAUUCUGGUGCUGGCUAAAGACAUUCCUCCUGCUGUCAUGGGUCAGUGGAAGCUCUCUGACCUGCGGCGUUAUGGGGCUGUGCCAAAUGGCUUCAUCUUUGAAGGCGGGACCAGGUGUGGGUACUGGGCUGGUGUAUUUUUCCUUUCUUGUACAGAAGGAGAGCAGAUCAGCUUUCUUUUCGACUGUAUCGUCCGAGGCAUCUCCCCCACGAAAGGCCCCUUUGGCCUGCGCCCAGUCCUCCCAGAUCCAAAUCCAAACCCAUCAUCCAUGGAAGAGAGAGUGGCCCAUGAAGCCCUACAGUUAGAGAAGAGGCUCAGCCUUCUUUCGCAUUCAAGUCGUCCAGGAAGUGGAGGAGAUGAUAGGAGUUUGUCCAGCUCAUCAUCAGACACCAGCCACUCAGAUGCCAGUGCUGGGAGCCGGCUCACUCUCUGGCCUGAGCAGUCCUCAGCGAGCACCUCCCAGGAGAGCCACGGGCUGGCAGCUGCUAAGUCCCUCCACCUUGGGGAAGACAAGGCACAUGCAGAGGCUACUCAUGGUGCCACCAAGCCACUGCCAAAACCUCUCCGGUCCAGACAGCUCCAGGAAAUCGGCCGCCAGAGUUCUUCUGACAGUGGAAUAGCCACAGGGAGUCACUCUUCCUACUCUGGUAGCUUCUCUUCCUAUGCCGGGAGCCUGGACAUCUGCCACGGUGAUGAAUUUGGCUCCCUGCUUAGCUUGCCAUUGAACUUUGCUUCGGAACAGAGUUUGUGCACCUGCCCACCCAGUGAGCCCCCCAGGGGUCUGGAGUAUCAGGUCCCCAGCUCUUUCCGACAUCUCUAUGACACACCAAGGAGUGUAUUACAAGCAGCUGCUAAGGGCACUCAGCCCAGUGAUGGAGGUGCAGAUUCCACAGGACCCAAGGACCAGGCCCCAGGCCCUCAACAGGCCAGUGACCCCAAAGCAGCACCAGCCCCCCUCUCAGAGGCAGGAGCUGCCCUUGAGCCUGACCAAGACUUGGGGGGGCCCACUGCCUCCCUUGCAGAAGGCACCAAAGACUUGGGUGAUGAGACUUAUGCAGAUUUUCUUUCCAGGUGGUCAGGCAUCAGACCUCCAGGACAGGUGUUAGAAUCCCAAAGUAGUGAGUCGGUUUCACCUAGUGGAGUGUCCGCUGAGCCUUGUGAAAUGUGUAGUCACCGCCCCGGGGCUCCAAGAGCUUUCUUUACAUCAUGUCCAGUCUGUGGUGGACUCAAGGGAGCAGCUCUUUUCCCCCUGCGACUCUUCCCAGCACCCUCAGGAGAAAGAUCGCGCAGUGAGACCCCUACCUAUGUGAAUAUUCCUGUCAGUCCCACCUCCAAGAAACAGCUUCACUACAUGGAAUUGGAGCUUCAGGAACCCAGCCCAGGAAUAAGAGGGGCUGGAGCCACCCGGUAUGCACAGAUUGACAUCACUGCUACAGAGACGGCACACAAAGUGGGUGCUCAGCAUGCCCAGACCCGGGAAGAGCGUCUGCAGGAGUUGGAGCAGAAACAAAAAGGGGCCCAUCGGUGACCAGCCCGUGGAGAGCACUGGAGGACUGCCUUGCUGGGGCUGCAGGGUCCUUCUGGGAGGGCUCUGCGUUCUCACCUCUGGGGUGGGCCCCCUUCAGGUCCAACCAUGGCACAUUGCCCUCAGACCAGGUACCUCCUAGAGCCCUUGUUCCCACUCAGGGAAGGAGGUGGUGGUAGAGCAAGGGCUGAAUUUUUUUUCAGCUCAGAGGGUCAAUGUUUGCCACAUAAUGGGAGUCCCCAAGUUAAUUUCUUCCUCCCUGGAUCUUUGUGUCCCCUUGGAGAGAGGGAAGAUGAUAAAGCUGACCCAACAGUCACUAAUCCACUGUCAGAGUGCUGGGUUUGGAUCUUGGCCCUGCUGUGAAAUCCUGGGCAAGUUGAUCCCCUUCUCUGAGCUUCAGGUUUUUGAUUUCUAAAAUGAAGAUACUGAAGUAGGUGAUCUCUGAAGGUUCUUCUAGCUGAAAUUCCUACAAUAGUGGGAGGGGGCAGGCCCCAUUGCCAAAUGGUCUUAGUCCAGAGACCAUGCUCAGGAAGAAAGCACCAACUAUUAAAUAAUAUGAUGGCAAAUGAGUGCGGCACCAGAAGCUUUGGGCUUUUGAUUCAUGUGCUUAUUGCUGUCUCUCUGUGGAAUCACACUGAAAGCAGGCUGCAGUAGAGCCUGAGUCCCUAGUGACUGCAGAGAAAAGCCCCUCAAAAGCAAAUAACAAAUGUCAAAGUUGUUUCAGUUAACAAACAAACAAAAAAGGCAAAAAGGACAGUAAGUGCCACUAGCAACUCACCACUAAUCCUCUGACUGAAGACACUGACUGUUGACAAGAGGGAAAUUGCAGUUUUGCACAUUUUGGGAGGAGGGGUGGUGGAUGUUAGAAUAUUUGGGCUGGAACCUUGGCUCUGCCCUUUCCUGGUUUGAUUUGACUUUGGUCAAGUCACUUCCCCUCUGUGGGCCUCAGUUUCCUCACCUAUAAAAUGGGGAUGAUGAUCCCUGCUUUGCCCUGCCCUGCCCCUCACAGGGCUGUUGUAAGGAUCAAAUUAGAUCAUGUACCUAAGGCACUUUAUAAUCUGUAAAGUGUUAUUUGAAUGUGAACUAUUUAUUAUUAUAAUUAUUACUGUUCUUUAUAGAGUGAUAGUUCUCUGUGUGAGGACCCCUUCUAUGCCAAUCUGGGUCCCUCUGGUGCUGGGCUCCCCCACACUUGGCUCAGCUUAUUCUCAGAUGAUGAGGAGAUCAUUCGUGAGCCCAAGCGUGAAUCCUUUCCAGCUGCACAGGUCUUGCCGAAGCCUGGGCUCCCCUAGUGGAGCCUUCCAGAGCCCAGGGAUACCUCAGUGUGAUGAUGGAGAAUUAGAGUGAGAGAUGAUAAUUGUUGUUGUUAUUAUUCUAGAUGGUGGUGGUGGCCACAGGGAAUUUUCUGACAGACUACAUUUUGUGGCGGCAGCAUCUCCUUGGGCUGAUAGACUUUGUUGUUUGAGUUAGACUGCUCUAGUUAACCAAAGUCUGAGGUUCAGGCUCAGUUCCUAGUUGAACCAUGUGAAGUCCUUUGCUUCCUGCUCUCACAGAAGGGCACAGGAGCUGAUAUCAUGGACUUUCCCAUGUGUAUAGGUAUUGAGAGACUCGAUUGUAACUUAGGAAUGAAAUACAUUUUUUUUUCAAAUGAAGAGAAUUUUUAAAAGUGUUCCCUCAUUCCAUAUGUGUAUACUGGAGAAAGCCCAUCAUUUAUCUACCUGACUGUAAGUGCUUCUUGGGACCUAUUGUAGUUGCUCAUGUAAACAGCUUUGAACCAUUGAUGUUCUAUUUUAAAGUGCAGAUUCUUCUCCUUGGAAGGCACUGUUCUCUUUUGUAAUGUUUUGUUGGGUCUUUAUGGAUGAUUUUGGUUUUCUCUGUUCUUCCCAUGCCCCAGAUCUGACUUUGGGGAGCUAUACUGCUUGAAUCUGGAGGGGCAGACCAGUUCUAGGCUUCGGGAUGACUUCUGUGCCCUCCCAUCCCGCAGGUGGGGGAAUCCUAACCCACAGCUGCUAAGGCCAGUGUUGAGUUUUUAACAUCUGAAUCUCAAUCCUGGUCCUCAGAUGGCUCCCUCAGGGGAAGGCUCUCCAUUUCUCUGUGACUAGGCUUCAGUGCUUACCUACUUGACAGGGGUGCUUUGUGGGGCAAAGACUGUGUUAAGUGCUAGAACUAAAGACUCUGGAUAGAAUAUUAGGCAGUUUUUUAGUGGAUUGAGAUUGUUAUUAUGAAUAUGGACUAGCCCUGUGUUGCCUGUCCCCUCAUGAGCUGGCCUCGCAAGCUCUACAAUGUAAUAGCUUUAGUGCUAUCCCUGAUUUAAUGUCCUUGAAAGGGUUGAUAAAGCAAAAUUCAAAUGCCAAAUUGAAGUGACAACCAGCAAAGUAUUUGCCCACAUGCACCUGCUAGGGGAAAUGAGGAAAAAAACGAAUAAAGUAAGCUAAGGUGGAGGGACCAGAAUGGGGCAAACCUAGUGGUCUUUGUUCAUAUUGGUUUAGAUUUUAAAUACUCCCAUGAUGGGUGACUAGGUAUGCAAUAUGACCUCUUCAAUAGCCUGUUGAAUUAGCUCUUCAUUAGCCACAGGAGUUGGGGAAGAGAAGUAUCUGUGAAGCUGUGGAAAGAUUGCCUGGGAGACAGAUGCCUUGACCUCCCACCAGAGCUCCUCCAGUGGGCCAUCUUGCACUGUUCACUUCCCCUCUCUCUGCCUUGGUUUCAUCAUUUAUAAAAUGGGGGAAUGGGUGGCAGGAGAAUCCUGACACAUGCUCAGAUCCCCUUUGUGGUGAGUCAGUGAUUGUUUGCAAAUGAUCCGACCACACCAUUUAGGACCUACUAUUAACCUCUUCCAGUAGAAAACCCACCUAUUGGAGAGGUGGUUUUCACUUCUUUUGUCCAUGCAAAGAAGUUGAAGAACAUCGGAGAGAAGGAAAAUUAAAAGCAGCCUAGAGGUAGAAAGGUGAAGAAGACACAGAAGCCAGAUAAUCUGUAAUCCCUACCUUCCGAUUAAUUUAUAACUGACUAUUAGUUAUUUAAUAUUAUAUGUAUUAAUUAAUAUCCACGAAGGCAAAUAUAUUUUGCAAUGUACUAAAACUAAAAAAGUGCUUAGCACAAUGCCUGACGCAUCAAAUAAGCAUUAAUAAAUGCUACUCCCUCCCUCCCUUCACUUCUAAGAUUCCUUUUGACUCUAGUAUUCUAUGAUUCCAUUAGAAGAAAAAUAGUAAGUCCCUUUAAGAAUUAGACUUUACAUUCUAAGAUUCUCACUCCUAUGAAAACAAGGCUUCAUCAUGGUCUCUUUAACAACAGUUAAUAACUGGAUUCCUGAAAGGAAGAGUUAAGGAGGGCAGGGAAGAAUUCUCAGAUUCUUGAGAUAUGUGUGCCUGAAGUUCAACUCAUUCCUCAAUUGGUUCAAACAAGGGCAGGUAAUAAAGGAGGGAAACAGAAGCAUGAUCUGGUUCUUUAAAAAAAAAAAGUGGAGUCAGGGCCCUAAACUCAGAAUGAACUGAGGCUGGCUACAAAUGCUAAGGAUGAUCCAAGGGGGGCAAAGCCUUAAAAACUAUAUUAGAGGAGGAGAGAUCAAAGAAGGGACAAGUUCACUGAAUAGGGUGGAUGGGAUAAUCAAAAGUGAUAGCAAGGGGAAGGCAGAACUACUUAAUUCUUACAUUGCUUUCUCUGUCAACCAGAAUAAACUCUGGACAGAUAAUGACAGACCAAGAAUGACCAACAGAGAGCUGAAACAAAAGUAAGGAUAUAAGAGUAACAUUCUGUCCUUUCUGAGUUCAAGAUCCUAAUAAGCUAUGAUCCAGUGACCAAAAAAACUGGUGAAUGCGAUUGGUGUACCAGUGACAAUGAUUUUGGAAAGAUCGUGGAUAACAGGAGAUGUCCCCACAGGCCUACAGAAGAGUAAGUGCCCCUAUUUUCAAAAAAAGAACCCAACCCCAAAGUAUCCAAACUACAGGCCAAUGAGCUUGACUUUGAUUCCUGGCAAGAUUGUAGAGCCCAUCAAAGGUACAGUUUACAAGCAUCUAGAAAAAGAUGUGAUAAUAAAGAGUUAGCUUGACUUUCGUCAUGCCAAACUAAGCUCAUUUCCAAAAGGCAAAGUUACCGAAUUGUGAAAUUCUGUAAAUAUAUUUUACAUAGACUUUUAACAAAGCAUUUGAAAUUUUGAAGGGAAUAUAGGAGGACUACUUUAUGAGUAUGCUUCUGAGGAGAUUAUAGGUGGUAAAAUACCUAGAGCUCUGCACAUGGAGUCAGAAAGAUCUAAGUUCAAGUCCUACCUCAAAUAUUUACUCAUGUACAAUCCUGAGAAAUUCACUUGACCUCUGCCUCAGUUUCCUCAUUUGUAAAAUGAAGAUAAUAACAAUAGCCCAUAUCUCCUAAAGUACUUAGCCAAACUUAAAAUGCCAUAUAAAUGCUAGCUGUCAUUAUUAAGGCAUGGGUUUUUGACUUCUGAGGUCCCUUACAAUGUUGAGCUUUUGGUUGUCUUCCUCCUCUUUCUAUGCCCUUUACAGGUUUAUAAAGCUCUCUCUCUAUGCCAGUCCUAUGAUUUUUGUACCAUGUUACAACCCCUACUUUACUGAUGAAGAAUCAGAAUGAGGCAUAGAAGGCUCACAAGAGAUAAGUGACUUACCAACUAGGUCUAAACAGACCCCAAGUCCUCUGGAACAAAAUCCAGUGUUCUUUCCAUUACACAAAUGGAGUUUUGGCCUAAUUUCAUGGAUUGAUAACUUUCUUAAGAAAUGGAUGUUUUCUUUUUAGUUUCUUAUUUUUUGUGGGGUGGAGUAGCAAUUAUUGAGAAGGAAGAUAGUUGAUUCCUAUGAAUUAAACAUUUACUCUAGCUCAAAAUCCCAGCAAUAGAUUCUUGGAAUUUAUUCUACAUACAGAUAGCUGUUAGCACAGCAGGAAAGGCAAUGCAGAUGAACCAUAGGAUGGGAAAGGGACAGGUGUGGCCACAGUUCAGGAGACAGACAGUAUUUCUACCCACAUAGGGCUGUCAUAAAAUACUGUAUUUAUCUAGGGAAGAGAACAAGAUGAUUGCUGGUAUUUUUAGCUAGCAAGGCAUCCUGGAUUUGAAGCCAGAGGACCUACAUUUAAAGCCCAUCUGUCAUUAUCUGUGUGUCCCUUAGACGAGCCACUUAACUUCUGGACCUCUGUUAUUCCUCAUCUGUAAAAUGGGGGUUUGGGUCAGAUUUUAAUGUGGGGUCUGUGAAUUUGUUUUUUAAUAAAUGUCUUUCAGUACAUCUCG